This is a messenger RNA of Aphanomyces astaci, 1046 nucleotides long. RefSeq lists its product as hypothetical. The transcript has 5 exons. The record is from RefSeq and is a predicted model, not a curated record. NCBI's taxonomy places the organism in Eukaryota, Oomycota, Saprolegniomycetes, Saprolegniales, Verrucalvaceae. Gene Ontology annotation, molecular function: calcium ion binding. The coding region runs from base 24 to 791 and encodes 255 amino acids.
CUGGAACGGGGCUGCGAAAGGACAUGGCGGCGACCAAGGACAUGUACUACGUGCCCGACAGCCUUCGGCGGGAAUUCUCGGUCCAUGAGAUGGCAGAGUUCCUCGAGCAGGUACAGAGUAUCGUCAUCAUGCAAAGGAAUGCGUCAUCGUCGUCUCGGAAUAUGGCAUGCAGUUCAAAGAAUUCGACACGAGCGGAGAUGGCGGUGUUGGUACUCUCAAUCAUGCGAUGCAUACUAUCACGACGACUGAUACGGCGGGUAGAUGCAAACGAGUUGUCCACUUUGAUGGAGUCGAUGAAUAUCCACAUGGAGAAGGCAGAGUUGCUGAGUCUCAUCGCGAUCGUGGACGAGAACGGGUCAGGACAGAUCGAGUUCAACGAGUUCGUCCUGAUGAUGAGCAACUUACGCCGUGGCAAGUCAAACAAGUUGAGCAAGUUCGUCCAAAUGUCCAAGCAGGCGUUUCAGAUUCGUCAAGAAUUCCACGCCCUGGAUGACAAUCCCGUGAAGGGAUGCCGUGUCGUGCCGUUCAAGCAGGACAUGCGACAGUGGACCGUGUUCCUUCAAGGUCCCGCAGACACUCCCUACGACGGCGGCGUCUUUCGAUUCCACUUCCAGUUUGGCCACGAUUACCCAUACGAACCACCCAUAGUGUCGUUGCAAACACGCAUCUACCACGUUAACUUUAUCAUGCUACUCGACGGCACGGCUCCCACGGAAUGGCUUGCUUCGAUGUGGACUCCAGGUACUACCGCCCUGAAACCCUUCAUUCACCGACAUACGAUAUCGUUGUAGACUGGCGAAGCCGUACCCUCCUGGAGCGCCUCGUGCUCCUCUUCCGCGACCCCAAGCCUGAGCUCAUGAUUCCCAUCUAUAACGCACGGGACGCCCCUCCGACAGUCGGCACGACCGCGCGGUCUUUCGGCAUCGACUGCUUCAAUCAGUUUGUGGAACACCCCGACGAGUUCGUCCGGAUAGCUACCGAAAUCACAAAACAAUACGCCACCCCUCCUCCCUCGGUUUAAUGGCCAAACAGUGUUUCAAAUUUUC